This is a messenger RNA of Humulus lupulus (European hop), 813 nucleotides long. RefSeq lists its product as uncharacterized. The record is from RefSeq and is a predicted model, not a curated record. Lineage: Eukaryota; Viridiplantae; Streptophyta; Magnoliopsida; Rosales; Cannabaceae. Bases 1 to 813 code for a protein of 270 amino acids. The transcript is spliced from 2 exons.
AUGAAUGCUAUAUUCUGGAAUGUCCAAGGACUGGGAAACUCUUGGACAACCAAAGCGUUAGUUUCCCAUGAUCAUGAACACAAACCACUGGUUUGGUUUAUGUCAGAAACUAGGUUGAAAAAGAAUCGAAUGGAGAACGACCAGUAUAACAAUAUUGUCCAAGAAGCUUGGGGAAGCAAUAGCAAUGACACUAAUGGGCUUCCCUUGAGAAGGAAAAUCAAUCGGCGUGGGAAAAAACUUGAGGGGUGGAAUAAAAAGAAUAGCAGUGAGUUAAAAAAGAAAAUACAAAGGAUGAAAUUGGAGGUGGAAACGUUACCAUCCUUAUCGAAUAGAGAAGCUUGGAUGGAGCUACAAAAAGCGGAGAAAAAUCUAAGAGUGUUGCUUGUCAAAGAGGAGCUUUGGUGGAGACAGAGAAGCAGGGCCCUUUGGCUCCAAUGUGGGGACAAGAACACACACUACUUCCAUCAAAAGACCAAUAAAAGAAGAGACAUAAAUGAGAUUGAAGGUAUGUUCGACACCACUCUUCAUUGGAAGACCAAUUUUGAGGAUAUGGAGAACAUUACCUGUGAUUACUUUGAGAAUAUCUUUACGUCUGAGGUGGCAGAUGAAGAGCAAUUGAAGUGCCUAGACAAGUGUGUCCCUUACAAAAUGAAUAAUGAAGCUAGCAAUCAGUUGCUGGCCCCUUUCUCAAAAGAGGAAGUAAAGAUUGCUAUGUUUCAGGUGAACUUACUUAAAGCUCCAGGGCCGGAUGGAUUACCAGCUAUUGUUUAUCAUCUUCACUGGGAUAUGGUUGGCCCUGAUGUUGUUAGAUAA